GUGACGGGGGGACGAGAGUGAUGCAAAGUGACGUUCUAGUUGUUUGCCACACGCUGAUGAGUGACGCGGCCCUUGACUCACGCUGAUUCCCCUUCCCCCUCCCUCCCUCCCAUAACAACAACGAGAAGAACUAAGUGUUACACCCGGGAGGAACCUGUUGAUCGCGUCACGAGGGGAAAGGUUUAAUAAUGUAUUCCGAGGUGAACCAAACACAGUGAUGCCCCGCCAUAAUACCUACCUCUAGUGUUUAAUGUGGCCGUGAUAUAGUUGUUAACCAAGUGAUGGAUUUAAUAGAGAAAUAUAUAUAAAGUUAUCUACCGUUAUCGCUGUUAACAUAGAUAAGGGAGUAUUGAUGUUUGGGUUGGUUGUGGUGUGCGCCGCCGUAUGUGAGGGAUAGAGGAUGAAGACGUCGGAGUGUGGCCGCCCUCCGUCCGUCGACUCCCUGGGCAGCCUCUCCAUCCCAUCGCCUGGUGCCCUCGUACCUGCAGCGCCUACGUCACCUACUAAUCCCCUCGCCGCUGCCGCCUCCUCCAUCACCCCCACCAUGGCCAGGGACGCUACCGCCGAGGCCGCAGGAGCUAACGCAGGACCUGGCUCUUCCUCAUCCUCAUCCUCCUCCUCUUCCUCAACCCCCGAAGGAUCUAACCUCCUUCAGGGUAAAGGCAGCCUGCAGUUCAGCCCAGAGCAGAUAGACUGUGUAUGUGAGACCCUACUACAGGCUGGGGACAUGGAUCGCCUAGGUAGGUUCCUCUCUAUCCUGCCGCUACACACGGAGGUCUCCCGCUCCUCUGAGGUGAUCCUGCGGGCCAAGGCGUCGGUGGCGUUUCACAGGGGCACGUUCAAGGAGGUGUAUAGCCUCCUGGAGACCAACACCUUUACGGCCAAGUACCACACGGAGAUGCAGAACAUGUGGUAUCGAGCUCACUACAAGGAGGCCGAGAAGAUUAGACAGAGGCCGUUAGGCGCCGUCGACAAAUACCGCAUCCGUAAGAAAUAUCCGCUACCCAAGACGAUCUGGGACGGUGAAGAGACCAUCUACUGUUUCAAGGAGAAAUCACGGCUGGCGCUGAAGGAGUGCUACAAACAAAACCGCUACCCAACCCCGGACGAGAAGAGAAAUUUGGCUAAACAGACGGGUCUAACCUUAACCCAAGUCUCUAACUGGUUCAAGAAUCGUCGACAGAGGGAUCGUAAUCCAGCACCCAGACCGGACUUGCUGCUGGGUCCUCACGGUGACGGAUCAGUCAUGUCUCACCACUUCGACCCCACCGGCCAUGACAUGCGUGCCAUGUACGUCGCAAAGAUGACUUACGACCCUACCAAGAUGGGCUACGACCCCACUAAGAUGGGAUACGACCCCAGUCUCUCCAGUAUGGCGCCGCGUCACAACAUGUUGAAGCCAGACAUGUUGGCGCAACACCUCAAGCCUGAGGCCGCCUCUCUCCUGCAUCAUUUCCCCAAUAUGGCUGCCGCUGCCGCUGCCUCCUACCCCUACCACGGCUACGACGCCACCCUCCAGGCGGUCACCACGGCCGCUCACCAGGACAUGUAAAAGGCAAUCACGACAUGUAAGUGACGCCUUUAACAAUUAUCUGGUACAACCUCCAGGAAGUGCCCACUCCCUCUGCCCGCCCCUAAGAUGAAGUUCCCUGCUUUUGGUGAAUCGUUAGACGGUUGUGUCAGACGACAUGUAAUUGCUGGCGCUGUCAACGGAUUGCAUAAUUUGCAGUCACUGAGGUAUGGACCGGCAUUGUUCUAUUGUGAUCUGCAGUAACUGGGGCGUGAACUGGGCCAGUUACUGGAGUGUUGACUUGUGUUGAGUGGGGCCCUGGACUGCCGCAGUACAGUAUUGGUUGCUGACUGGAGGCACCAUCAUGAGAGGGGGAGGUGUAGGCAAUACCUUGACCUAACAUCUAUGAGCCUUGGUCGCCACCUCUGUCGUGAACAAGAAUGAAGUGUUUUGACCACUUUGGGUCGUGCCCCAGCGUGACUUGCGAGCCUCAAGGGUCAUGACCCCUGCGGUCGGGAGACGUCUUGGGUCAGGUGAAUUUGUCCUCCAAUAUGACUGGAAGUUUAGGUUCCCGAAAGGGAACUGAAGUGUUAACUUGAAAACCACAGCAGUAAAUUAUGAACCUUUAAACAGUGAACUUGUGAAUUUCGACUGAAAUUAUCCUCCCUGACAGUAUAAUUGAGAACUGUUGGAAGAAGACAUUGGGAAUUGAAUUCGACAGUGAAAGUGUGGGAGAGACAAGGGACCGAGGCAAGAGCAGUUCAUAGUCAUUACUCUCGGGUGCUACUCUGUACAGUGUACAGUGACUCAGUCUUUUUAAGUUUAGUAGUGUAACAUAUUCCACUUUCUCAAUUUCAUGUUGUAAUGAAAUUCGUGUAAAGAACAUAAAAUAAUCUCCGUCUGUUGGUUCUUUGUUGUGUUUCCGAGUUUGAAACUCGUCUAAAGUCAUCACCAGAGGAUUCCCUUGUUGUCCAGUGAUCAGUGACGACGUGCGUGAGACGUGACCGUGACAAUUGUGUUAAUUUGUGACCAAAUAAACUUCUUAUUGGUGUCAACUUGCCGCUUACCAACCGACAGAUUACUGCCAAUCAGCAGUCGGUUAAAGUAAAUAUAUUUUGCAAUAAAUAACAUGUAAAUAAACUUAAUUAAUAAUAUUUAUUUUAUUCACAAUUUAUAAUACUCAUGUGGAAGACUGUAGUCACGGUAAAAAGGCGAAAAUUUUUGUAACUAUUGUAUUAUUAUUAUUAUUAUUAUUAUUAUUUUUAUUAUUAUUCGUUAUACAUGACGGUAACCACUUUAUCAUAUGAUGAAUAUUCUCUUGUUAGUGAAGAUAAAAGAAUGAACUGUUUGUGUUAAGUUAAAAAAAAAAAAGUAAAGUCCAAAAAAUAUCAUCAAAAUUAAUCAGUCAAUGUAACUGAUUUUCUUCAGCUUUACAAAUUCUAAAUUCUAUUGACUGUAACUAUCGUAACUACCUCACCAGUGUUGCCAAUAAGACAAUAGACAGGAUAGAACAGAGGUCACGGGUGUGUUGUCGGCGGCAAUAUUAGGCUCCGAAAAGUGAUGGUUUACGUGUACACAGAGCCUACCUAACCAGAUUAUUUCCGACUGAUAUAAAGAACUGAUUAUAGUAUGAUAGCGGCGUUAAGUCUCAUAUUAUUAUUAAUUAUUAUCAUCACCAUACACGCGCCAUGCCUCACAGUCUAUACACUAUUAUUUUUCUUUGGUUUAGCUGUGGCCGCCAUGAACCUACAGAAUUUUGGAACCUAAUUUCAAAAAAACUCAUUGAAGAAUUAUCAUCGUCACUGGAGAUUGAAAAAUGUGCCCGACUGGUUAACUUAUUUAUGCUAACACACUAAAAACCAACGUAAAAUGACACCUAACCUAUAGAUACGUUCACUUUAGGAGGAAAUUAGACGAACAGAAUCUUUCCAAAUAUCCUGAAGUGAUAUUAUAAAUAUUUUUAGUUGUAAGGAAGAUCAUGAUUUAAUUUUUUGAGUGUUUAUUUUUGUGUUUUACUUGAUACAGUCUGUUGGUUGUAUUGUUGCGUCAUUAUUUACGAGGAAAGAAUAAUUAACAUCUUGACUCUGACUAAUGACGUGACUUAACAUGAUAAUUUGAGGGUUUUCUAAAUAUCGUGUCAUUUUUUUAAUUUGUUCAGCUGUGGGUUACUGAAGCUUGUCUCCCACCAUCACAAAUAUUACCUUAAGAAAUUGUGUUUAGUCUUCAUAAUAACUGUGAUGGUUAUUUAAGGCGGAGUACAGCGGCCGUUCCUGCUAUACUCUUGUUCCUUAAUAUCAUUCCACAUAAUUGUUCAAGGCAAAAAAAUCUCUGGUUUCUUUAUGUCUUCAAUUUAAAUAUACUUCAUUCACACACACACACACACACACAGAGAGAAGGCUGGAAAUCUGUAUGAGUAUAAUCAAGUUACAAUAUAAAUUCAUAAUGUCAACUAUACAUGAAUGUUAAUUAUAAAAUGAAUCUUGCACAUGCAGUCAGUCAUGUCUUUUGGUAUAUACACAUGACUUACAUACAUUCACAGACUACAAGUAGAUCUGUAUUUGAGUACACUCGCUCGAAAGAGUAUCUUUACAGAGAGGUCUAAUGAAUUUCAAAAUGAAAACCGCGAUUCCCGUCUCGGUAGGGUUGUCAAUAUCCUUCGUACGUUGUAUCUGUCUCGCACAAAACCGUAAAGAUACUUUUUGGAGCGAGUGUUGCACAUAAACUUGUAUCUACAUACAUACAUUCAUGGGUUGCCAUCAUGGUCAAUGUGGCAACAACCUCAAACCAGAUCUCAAUAAGCUAAAACUUCUGUUUAUCUCCGAGCGUUGGGAUGCUUUGGCCUGGGCGCUUUAACCUAAGUCGUUUAAGCCGGAGAUGUUUUAGUAAAGGAACGUUGUGGUUCUUACGAAUCUUUGCCAGUGAUGAUGUUUCGAGUUUAUACAAGUUUUAGCCAAUAACAUCUUUCGUUUAAGAUGUCCAAGCCAAGAUUAUCUCGGUCUUAACUAAACUCAGUAUAGGCUAGAGCGUCCUAGGCCGACGCGUCUGUUGACCGUCCUCUGCUGGGCCCGUGUGUCCCUUACAACUGUAAAUAAAGUUCAUUUAAUCUUG
Molecule: messenger RNA, 4618 nt
Organism: Homarus americanus (American lobster)
Lineage: Eukaryota; Metazoa; Arthropoda; Malacostraca; Decapoda; Nephropidae
Product: homeobox protein SIX3-like
Exons: 3
Coding region: 401-1552 (383 amino acids)
Biological process (GO): regulation of transcription by RNA polymerase II
Cellular component (GO): transcription regulator complex; nucleus
Molecular function (GO): RNA polymerase II cis-regulatory region sequence-specific DNA binding; DNA-binding transcription factor activity, RNA polymerase II-specific
Source: RefSeq, a predicted model, not a curated record